Molecule: messenger RNA, 1587 nt
Organism: Solenopsis invicta (red fire ant)
Lineage: Eukaryota; Metazoa; Arthropoda; Insecta; Hymenoptera; Formicidae
Product: zinc finger protein-like 1
Exons: 3
Coding region: 314-1276 (320 amino acids)
Cellular component (GO): Golgi apparatus
Source: RefSeq, a predicted model, not a curated record
GCGACAGUCGUUACAAUGUUACGAUUGGACAACGGACGGAGCUACGUGGAGCCUGUUGGCUAUUUCCGCUAUUUCCGAUCUCUCCCAGCUGAAAGAAUCGUCAGACGACGUGGCCGAUGAUGGAGUAUGGUAGGAUUGGUAGGUGGUAGGCAGUGAAAAUAAAACGGUGAUACAUAUUAUCACGAGUUUCCGAUAUGUCACUCAGCGAGGCUUAAUAAAGCGACUAUUGUUGCGAAUUGGAAUCUCUGAUCGCGUUUCAACGUCGUUUCGAUCCUCUCGUUGUCGCCAGUUGUCGCAGCCGCGACGUUGCAACAUGGGUCUUUGCAAGUGUCCGAAAAGAAGAGUAACGAAUCAAUUUUGUUUUGAACAUCGGGUUAAUGUAUGCGAACACUGCAUGGUCACGGGUCACCCAAAGUGUAUAGUGCAAUCGUAUUUAUUAUGGCUGCACGACCAUGAUUACAAUCCAAUUUGUACGCUGUGUUCGAACAAAUUGAGCGAUGGUGAUUGUAUAAGGUUAACGUGCUAUCAUAUGUAUCACUGGGUGUGUUUGGACCGAUAUGCUAGAGAUCUGCCACCAACUACCGCACCAGCGGGUUAUACUUGUCCUACGUGUGGCGUGUGCAUCUUUCCACAACCGAAAUUGGUGUCGCCAGUUGCAGAUGUUUUGAUUGAGAAAUUGGCAACUGUCAACUGGGCUCGAGCUGGUCUUGGUUUACCAUUGCUAAGUGACGACAGGGAACAAAAACCAGAACAGGAGCGUCCUUCGAUAACAGUGGAAAACUCUCUGUUCCAAAAUCAUACAGCGGCUAUACCGUCGUCGCCUACAGUGGCGGUGUCUCGUACAAGCAGUACCAUAAAUUCAAAUUCCAUUGUCAGCAACGUACACGCGAACAAUCAGAAGCUUGGCCCACCUUAUUCCAUUGUAAAUAUUGAUUCGUCUUUAGGACUAUCCACUCCAGCCUCUAGAAAGGUAUGCGAAGCUUAUGACGAUCCAAAAGACAUGUCCUUUGAUCACGAUGAGAACAAGUACCAACGUAAAUCAGCUAUAGAAUGGUUCCGGAGAUGGUGGAAACUGAUAUCGCGAGCACCGGUACGAAGGAAAACUGCAGGAUCUUUGUAUAAGAGAUACGCUAUAUUGGCUGUUAUCGGUAUAUUAUUCUUCGUUGGAAUUAUUUUGCUCUUUUCGUGGCUGGGUAGAAUGGCGACGGAUGGUGAUCCGAGUUUCGACGUGGGUGCGAAUCCUAAUCUGAGAUUCGGCGAGAAGUCUGUAAUUUAAUACAGUAUGCAUCACGAGUGGUAAUAAUCGUCGGUCCAUUAUGAAGAAUGGAUGAAACAAUCUCUGGAAAUAUGAGAAACGUGGCAAUCGCGAAUAUAUAACUGGAAUGCAAUUACAAUAUGUGAGAAUGCACAAUUUUGUGAGACAGUAGGAUAUAUCUAUUAUAAGGUAGUGUACGUAACAUUUGUUAAUUUUCGUGUAAAUUAUAUUUCACAUCCAAGUUGUACAUUUAAAUCUGUAAAGGCUAUCGAUUUAUAAAUUUAUGAAACCAUUGUAUGAAAACUAUUGUAUUAAAAACUUGUUUUUUUUUA